Rhododendron vialii is the source of this 1108-nucleotide messenger RNA. RefSeq names its product NADH dehydrogenase [ubiquinone] iron-sulfur protein 4, mitochondrial-like. The coding region runs from base 77 to 535 and encodes 152 amino acids. Gene Ontology annotation, biological process: electron transport chain. The transcript has 6 exons. NCBI's taxonomy places the organism in Eukaryota, Viridiplantae, Streptophyta, Magnoliopsida, Ericales, Ericaceae. The record is from RefSeq and is a predicted model, not a curated record.
GAUUUCCCGCAGAAAAAAAGACCGUUGCUCUGGCUUCUUCUCGUCAAUCAUCUCCGUCAGUUGUUGGAAGAAGAAGAUGGCGAGCUUCAUGCGACGAGGAUUGAGAUUAACAAAUCUAGGUCAUCGAUCGUCGACGAGGUUGUUCUCGUCUUCUUCGUCGGACGCGUUGGUAGAAAUCAAGCCCGGCGAGGUCGGGAUUAUCUCUGGCAUUCCCGAAGAACACCUUCGCAGAAGGGUUGUGAUAUACUCACCCGCUCGUACUGCAACACAGCAAGGCUCUGGAAAAGUCGGGAGGUGGAAAAUCGACUUUUUGUCUACACAGAAAUGGGAAAAUCCGUUGAUGGGUUGGACAUCUACCGGAGAUCCAUAUGCGAAUGUUGGCGAUGCAGGACUCAGUUUCGACAGUGAAGAAGCUGCAAAGGCAUUUGCCGAAAAGUAUGGGUGGGAGUAUGUGGUCAAGAAGCGCCAUACACCAAUAUUGAAGGUUAAAUCGUACGCAGAUAACUUCAAGUGGAAGGGCCCGCCAAAACCCUGAAUAAAAUUUCUGCCAAAGUGGUUUUCAGUACCUAAUUAAAUCUGAUGCUGCUUUUAUCAGGGUUUUGUUUGUUUGUGGCGCUCAGUCCACGCGUCGAGUGGGUGGAGUUCAUGAGCAGCGGCGGAGGACGUUGUCACGAAUCUUAUUGGACGGCAGCCGAGGGUUUUACGGUUUAUUAAUACGCGUGGCAUCCUGGUUUCAGAGGGAAAUGAACGCCAUUGGAUAUUUUUCCGUCGUCAUGCGGCAAGGAGAGAUGCCAACGAAUCGAGGUGAGGUGAAUCGAGCUUUAGAGUGUUCAAGCUUAACUUGUUUAAAAUUCAAGCUUAACUUGUUUAAAAUUAUGCAAAAACUUGAGUCCAAACAUUCGAACUCUAGCUCUUAAUUUGAGUAUCCAAAGAGCAUUCAUAAAUGGGUUGAGCUUAUCUUGGCAAGUUGAGCUACGAUUAACUCGGGCUCAAUUCAUUUCCUAAGCAAGCAAAAAAUUUGGUUCGAACUCGACUCAAUUAGUAAACGAACUAAUUCAAGCCAAGAACUUGAAAAUCUGAAAUUCGAGCCGCAUACGAACAACUUGGU